CGGGCUCCGGGGGCGCCCAUUGGCUGCCGGGGGAGGGGGCGCUCGGUGACGUGGCCGCGGUGCCGGUGGCGAUGCGCGGCGGGGGCACAUGGCCCGGCUCUCCGUGCCCUGCCCGCCGUGCCGCUCCCCGUGCCCGUGGUCCCGGCAGCGCCCGGUGGCGCUGGGGCUGGCCGUGGCCGCGGGGCUGCUGCUGCUGCUGCUGCUGGCCGCCGCCGCCCCCCGCCGCUGGGCUGCGCCGCCACGGCGGGGCGAGAGGUACCUGUCGCGGCUGGAGGAGCUGGCGGCCACCGACACGGAGGACGCGGCGCUGAGCUACGGCGUGGUGGUGGACUGCGGCAGCAGCGGCUCCCGGGUCUUCGUCUACUUCUGGCCCCCGCACAACGGCAACCCGCACGACCUGCUGGACAUCAGGCAGAUGCGGGACCGCGGCAGCCGGCCCGUCGUCAAGAAGAUUAAACCCGGGAUCUCGGUGGCGGCAGCGGCCCCGGAGCGAGCGACGCCCUACCUGCGGCCCCUGCUGCGCUUCGCCGCCGCCCACGUGCCGGCCCCGAAGCACAAGGAGACGCCGCUGUACGUCCUGUGCACCGCCGGCAUGCGGCUGCUGCCCCAGAGGCAGCAAGCCGCGAUCUUGGAUGACCUGGUGAGAAACAUACCCCUGGAGUUCGACUUCCUCUUCUCCAAAUCGCACGCAGAAGUGAUCUCGGGGAAACAGGAAGGUGUCUACGCUUGGAUUGGCAUCAACUUCGUCCUGGGCCGCUUCGAUCACGAGGACGAGGAGGCGGCGGUGGUCACCGUAGCGCUGGGGGACCAGGCGGAGUCCUUGGUGCGGAAGCGCACGGUUGGGAUCCUCGACAUGGGGGGCGCCUCCCUGCAGAUCGCCUACGAGGUGCCCGGCUCCGGAGCCUUUUCCUCCCCGCAGCAGGAGGAGGCUGCCAAGAGCCUGCUGGCGGAGUUCAACCUGGGCUGCGACGUGCAGCACACCGGCCACGUGUACCGCGUCUACGUCAACACCUUCCUGGGCUUCGGGGGCAACUUCGCUCGGCAGCGCUACGAGGAGCUCGUGCUGAACCAGACCCACGCGCGCAACCGGCUGCGCGGCCAGCAGACGGGGCUGAGCGCCGAGACCCCCUUCCUGGACCCCUGCCUGCCCGUGGGGCUGGAGGACACGGUGACGAGGGGCGACCGCACGCUGUACAUACGCGGGCGAGGGGACUGGCAGGCCUGUGCCAAGCUGCUGCAGCCCCUCCUCGGGGGGCCCAACAGCAGCCAGGACUCCCUGACGGGGGCCUACAAAGCGCCCAUUGACUUCAGCAACAGCGAGUUUUAUGGCUUCUCCGAGUUCUUCUACUGCACCGAGGACGUGCUGCGCAUGGGGGGCCGCUACAACGCCCCCACCUUCACUGCUGCUGCCCAGGAGUACUGCAGCCAGAGGUGGGAGGUGCUGACCCAGCGCUUCCGCGGUGGCCUCUACUCGUCGCACGCGGACGAGCACCGAGUCAAGUAUCAGUGCUUCAAGUCAGCCUGGAUGUACCAAGUCCUCCACCAGGGCUUCCGCUUCCCCCCGGACUACCCCAGCCUGCGCACGGCCCAGCUGGUGUACGACCGGGAGGUGCAGUGGACGCUGGGCGCCAUCCUCUACAAGACAAGGUUUCUGCCGCUCAGGGAUCUCCGGCAGGAGAGCAUCCGGCAAGCGCACGCCUCGUGGCUGCGCCUCUCCUUCGUCUACAACCACUAUCUCUUCUUCGCCUGCAUCCUGGUCGUAGCGCUGGCCAUAGUCCUCUACCUCCUGCGGCUGCGCCGCAUCCACCGGCGGCAGCAGUGCGCCGCGCAGCUCGACGUGCUGUGGCUGGACAAGGUGGUGCUGCUGCCGCCGGGCCAGGCGGACGGGCCGUGACACCGGGGGCGCGCCCGCUGUCCAGCUGCACCAGCAAAACCAGGACCGAGCGGCAGCCUGGGCUCCCAGGGCUCGGACGCUUCCUCGAGGACCAUCGCAGCUCCGCCCUCCUUCAUCUCCACCUCAGAACCAGGGGCUGGGGGC
Molecule: messenger RNA, 2038 nt
Organism: Cygnus olor (mute swan)
Lineage: Eukaryota; Metazoa; Chordata; Aves; Anseriformes; Anatidae
Gene: ENTPD7
Product: ectonucleoside triphosphate diphosphohydrolase 7
Biological process (GO): nucleoside diphosphate catabolic process
Cellular component (GO): membrane
Molecular function (GO): nucleoside diphosphate phosphatase activity
Source: RefSeq, a predicted model, not a curated record